Messenger RNA from Plenodomus lingam JN3, 1317 nucleotides. RefSeq lists its product as uncharacterized. The record is from RefSeq and is a predicted model, not a curated record. Gene Ontology annotation, molecular function: acyl-CoA dehydrogenase activity; flavin adenine dinucleotide binding. Lineage: Eukaryota; Fungi; Ascomycota; Dothideomycetes; Pleosporales; Leptosphaeriaceae.
AUGCCAGCUCCGUUAAUAUCGCAGCUCUUCCGGAGAGGACGCUUUCUGACAACGAGGUUCCAGAUACAACGUCCUCAAAUAUGUGCGUUCUCGACUUCUCCACGUCAACGCAUCAUGGAAACGAGCGGCUUCUCAGAAACGCAGUUAACCGUCAGAGAGGCCGUUGCUGCAGUAUGCGCAAGAUUUCCAAAUACAUACUGGCAAGAGCGUGAUGAGCAAGGUAAAGAUCCCAAGGAUUUCCAUGCAGCACUCGCAAAGGAUGGAUGGCUUGGAAUUGCAUUGCCAGAAGCAUUCGGUGGCUCAGGUCUAGGCAUUUCCGAGGCAACGAUGAUGAUGCAAACUAUAGCAGAGUCUGGCGCUGGAAUGGCGGGAGCGCAAGCGAUUCACGCCAACGUCUAUGCCACACAACCGCUUGCCAAGUUUGGCACGGAGAAGCAGUUGCAAGAGACGAUUCCAAAGAUCAUUAGUGGCGAGAUCAGGACUUGCUUUGGGGUGACAGAGCCAAAUGCUGGAUUGGAUACCUUGAGACUCAGUACACAAGCGAAGAAGCUGGAUGAUGGAACCUACACUGUCACGGGCCAGAAAAUAUGGAUCACAUGUGCGCAGGUCGCAGACAGGAUGAUUCUUCUCGCGCGGACAGCUGCGCGGGAAGAAGCGGAAACGCCAUCAAAGGCAUUGAGUAUGUUCUGCAUACCGAUCGACAGAUCAGCACCGGGGCUCGACAUGCGCAGGAUCAAGAAGAUGGGCGGGCGAGCUGUCGAUGCUAACGAAGUGUUCUUCGACAACUACAAGGUCCCGGCCGACUGUCUGGUAGGGAAGGAAGGCGAAGGAUUCAAGAUUAUCUUACAUGGCAUGAAUGCAGAGCGGUGUUUGUUAGCAGGCGAGGCAUUAGGGCUUGGGUACGCCGCCCUUGCAAAGGCAAGUAGCUAUGCAAGAGAGCGAGUUGUUUUCCAGCGACCGAUUGGCAUGAAUCAGGGUGUUGCACAUCCUCUGGCGGACGCAUACAUGCGCCUGGAGGCAGCAAAAUUGGCGACUUACCAUGCUGCACGGCUCUAUGAUGCUAGCAAGACCGACGAUACGAUCAGGCAAGAUGCGAUUGGUGUCGCGGCAAACAGCGCAAAGUAUCUUGCUGCUGAGGCCGCCUUUACUGCCUGUGAGAGAGCCAUACUGGCGCAUGGAGGGAUGGGGUACGCUCAGGAAUACGACGUCGAGAGAUGGUUCCGAGAGUGUCUGGUGCCCCGGAUUGCGCCUGUGAGCAGAGAGAUGAUUCUGAAUUACAUUGGGGAGAAGGUUCUUCAGCUACCUCGGAGUUAUUAG